CUUUCUUAUCGUACGGAUAAUAUUAUUAAGUCAAAUUUUGUGAUAUUUCCAUAGGAAAAAUCAGUUCAAUUGUGUUUUGUAAUCACAAUAAAAACACUAGUGAUUUAUAAACAUGUCGAAACUAACGUUAAUAUUAAGUUUAGCGCUAAUAUUUUCAAGUGUUGAUUAUGUGAGUCCCUAUAAAAUUUUGGGAGUAUUUCCGUUUGGAGCUCCCAGUCACUAUUUUUUAGGAAACGAGCUGAUGAAGGGCUUAGCUUCCGCAGGUCAUGACGUUACCAUGAUAACCGUUUUCGAAGAGAAAAAUCCACCGAAAAAUGGAUCAUACCGUCAGAUUAUUUUAGACGGUGUUAUGGAAGAACAACAAGUUAUAUUUAAAGAAGUUACGAACCUUGCGAAUAAGCAGUCAAAAAUAAAGAACCCCCUCAAUAUGCUAUUUAGUUUUAAUACAAUUGGAUAUAAAGUAUCCGAAUUGGUGCUCUCUCAUUCAAAAAUGCAGGCGUUAAUCAAGUCCAAUGAAAAAUUUGACAUAGUAAUAACUACACAAUUCGCACUCGAAUCUGUCAAGGCCCUAGCACCUCACUUCGAUGCUCAUUUAGUCCUGUUCAAUAACCAUGCUGCAAAUAGUUGGAUGAAUCAUUUCGUUGGAAACCCAACCCUUCCGUCUUUGAAUCCGCAGCUUGUAUUAGGAUAUCCAGAACUUAUGAGCUUUCAGCAACGCUUAAUCAACACUUUGGUUAGCGCACUUAUGUAUAUCAACCAUAAUCUUCUACAAUAUCCUGAGCAAAAUGAGCUCGUUCACAAAUAUAUAUCAAAAGAUAUAGAUCUACCAGCAGUUCAGUAUAACGUUUCUCUAGUACUUUCAAAUUCCCACUCCAGCUUGAACAAACCAGCUUCAUCAGUCCCUUGUAUGAAGGAAAUAGCUGGAUUCCACGUUAAACCACCUAAACCCCUUCCUGUAGAUCUAAAAAAGUAUUUAGAUGAAGCAAAGCACGGGGUUAUUUAUUUUAGUAUGGGUUCUAACCUAAAAAGUGCUGAAAUGACUCAAGAGACCAAAGAUGCUUUGAUGAAGGCAUUUUCUAAAAGGAAAGAAAGUGUUUUGUGGAAAUUUGAAGACGAUAGUUUGCCGGGAAAACCAAAAAACGUUAGGAUAGAAAAAUGGCUGCCACAGUCUGAUUUACUGGCCCAUCCAAAUAUUAAACUCUUCAUCACCCAUGGAGGUUUUCUAAGCACUAUUGAGAGUUUAUAUCAUGCAGUUCCGGUCGUAGCAAUUCCUAUAUUCGGUGAUCAACAACAAAAUGCCAAGCAAUCAGAAUCAUUUGGAUACGCCAAAGUUGUAGAUUUCGAUACACUUACUGAAGAAAGUGUCUCAGCUGCAAUAGAAGAGGUGAUAUCAAAUAAAAAAUACCAAGAGAAUGUACAAGCGCGAUCCAAAAUGUUUCACGAUAGACAAAUGAGUCCUCUACAAGAAGCUGUUUAUUGGAUAGAAUACGUUGUAAGGCACAACGGAGCUAAACAUCUUAGAGUUGGCUAUUUGGACCUAUCGUGGUAUCAGUAUUACUUGCUCGAUGUAUUUGGACUUAUUUUUGGAGCUAUAUUUCUAAUCGGUUUUGUGAUUAAAAAAGUAUUGUCAUGUUUAUGCAAGAUGAUAAAAGGAAAUUGUAAAGUUACAAAUAAGACGAAAAAGGAGAAGGUAAAGAAACAUUAAAACAUCUAUAACGUAUAAAUAAAUGCUUUUAUUUUGUU
This is a messenger RNA of Diabrotica balteata, 1743 nucleotides long. The record is from the annotation of a GenBank genome assembly. Lineage: Eukaryota; Metazoa; Arthropoda; Insecta; Coleoptera; Chrysomelidae.